Molecule: messenger RNA, 672 nt
Organism: Aureococcus anophagefferens
Lineage: Eukaryota; Pelagophyceae; Pelagomonadales; Pelagomonadaceae
Exons: 1
Coding region: 1-672 (223 amino acids)
Source: RefSeq, a predicted model, not a curated record
AUGGCGCGCGCGUCCGAGCCCGACCCCGCGGCCGCGGCGGCCGCGGCGGCGCCGCCGCCGCCGCCGCCGCCGCGCGCGCGGGGCGCGGCGCCGGCGGUGGGCGGGAAGCUCUACGCCGUCGACGGCGUGGCGCCGACGCUGCCCGCGUCGGGCCGCUGCUGGAUCGCGCCCGGCGCGCGCGUCGUGGGCGCCGUCGCGCUCGGCGACGACGUGUCGAUCUGGUUCAACGCGGUGCUCCGCGGCGACAACGACGCCAUCACCGUCGGCGACGGGUCCAACGUCCAGGAGAACGCCGUGCUCCACUGCGACCCGGGCGCGCCCUGCGCCGUCGGCCGCGGCUGCACGAUCGGCCACCGCGUCACGCUCCACGGGUGCUCCGUCGGCGACGGCACGCUCGUCGGCAUGGGCGCCGUGGUGCUCAACCACGCGAAGAUCGGGCGGAACUGCCUCGUCGGCGCCGGGUCCCUCGUGGCCGAGCGCGCGACCUUCCCGGACAACUCGCUCGUCGCCGGCAACCCGGCGAAGCUCGUCCGCGCGCUCACGGACGCGCAGGCCGCGGGGCUCCGCGCCGGCGCCGCCGACUACGCCGCCCUCGCGCGCAAGCUCCGGGGCGGCCUCGUCGAGGUCGACGCCGCCGCCUGCGUGCCCGAGGCCCGGACCUGCGUCCUCUAG